GGCUUCCCUGUGGGGCGGCAGCCAGAGCGGCGCAGAGGUCUCGGUUGGGAGGAGCUGUGGCGCGUUCCUCGCGCGGAGAACUACCAGCCGAUGUUACCCCAUUGGAAUCCCGACUCCAGCCCGGGAGCAAUCGCGUAGCUCGAUCACCCAGGAAGGGAAAUUGUAAGCAGAAAAGAAGAACACGUUCAGCUUGGGACACCAUUUGCAGCUGGAAAUGGGGAAUGGACUGUCAGACCAGACUUCCAUCCUGUCCAGCCUGCCAUCCUUUCAAUCCUUUCACAUUGUUAUUCUGGGUUUGGACUGCGCUGGAAAGACAACAGUUUUAUACAGGCUGCAGUUCAACGAAUUUGUAAAUACCGUACCUACCAAAGGAUUUAACACUGAGAAAAUUAAGGUAACCUUGGGCAAUUCCAAAACAGUCACUUUUCACUUCUGGGAUGUAGGUGGUCAAGAGAAAUUAAGACCACUGUGGAAGUCAUAUACCCGAUGCACAGACGGCAUUGUGUUUGUGGUGGACUCUGUCGACGUUGAGAGGAUGGAAGAAGCCAAAACUGAACUUCAUAAAAUAACUAGGAUAUCAGAAAAUCAGGGGGUCCCUGUGCUUAUAGUCGCUAACAAACAAGACCUGAGGAACUCGCUCUCUCUCUCAGAGAUUGAGAAGUUGUUAGCAACGGGGGAACUGAGCUCGUCCACGCCUUGGCAUUUGCAGCCCACCUGUGCAAUCAUAGGCGAUGGGCUAAAGGAAGGACUUGAGAAACUACAUGAUAUGAUAAUUAAAAGGAGAAAAAUGUUGCGGCAACAGAAAAAGAAGAGAUGAAUGGCAGUACCUUUUAUGUUGGUGUGGAAUAGGUUUUCCUUGGUCUGAUUUCUGACAAGCUGAAUGAAGAGUGUCUACAGCCUGGUUUGCCUGUCUGCCCUCAUGGAUGCUGUUAAAGCUUUGUUUGUUGAACAGUCAGAUACCCAACUCUGUUGCCUUGUGGAAGAUGAGUAAAUGCAAUGCUUCUUAAAGUGGUCUCUUCUCCCUGACCCACAAAUCUUUUGGUACUACCGCAUUUUGGGGAGCCAAAAAAAAAAAAAAAAAAAAAAGCUGGUAAUUGACCAGAAAACAAUUUUGUUGAAAUUUGACCUGAAGUUAGUGAAAUAAAACUUUGAAGAGUGUAUGCCUAGUGUUUUGUGCUUGUAUCUUUUGGUGGGGAAGCCUUUGCCAAGAAAUUGCAAACAAGGCUUUGUAAACACAAAAUGCUAAUGAUUGGAAAUGUUAAGGUAGAUUAGUGUGUACACAUGUACACACAGUUAAGUUGAACAUGAUGGAAUAAGAAGAAAGUAUUAUUAUUUUUGGAGAUUUUGACCAGGUGGUUUUUAACAUUAUUCUGGAAACAAUUUAAUGCUAUCUCUUUAAUUCUAGAAAAUGUUUAGUUGGUCUAGCAUUAAUUAAAAUAUUUGGGGUAUAUUCAAAUGCAUGGGUUAGUUUUCCUGACAAGCAUGUUUUGGUGUAUAGUCUUUAGAAAUAGCUAUGCAUCUGUUUACACAGGUUUAAAACAACUUUUGGGUCUUGGAGCUAUUGUAGAAAUAGUUCAUUGUCAGAAGCGCUCUGUUACUUGAACCUAAAAACAUGACUGAUGUAAAUAUGGGUAUGUUGACUAAAAACAUAUGCUUGAAGACAUGAAUGGAUUUAUAGAGAAAGUGGUGGUGAAUUCAGUUAGAGGGAGUUACUGUAAUACAUAGUCUCUAAAUAAUCUAGUUAAAAGAUACUUGUUUUCUUACUAUUUACUGGAUGGAGACGGAUUUUUUUUUUCAUAUAUUUUUGUAGCAUUUUGGGAGAAAUGAAAGCUUUAUAAUCACCUUAUGCGCUGUGGAAUGAAAAUGUAAGGUACCUUUCCAUCUGUGCUCUGAGCUUUAAUUUUUUGUUAAUCGGUUGAACAGUAUUCUCAGAACCUAGCUCUGGUUGUAGGAAGAAAUGGUACAGUAGUGCAGAUAGGAAUCAGGAUCCUGGAAAAUGAACCAGAGAAAUAGCCAAGCCAUUUUAAGACAAUUAACUGGUGCUGUUUCUACUGUAAUAAAUACAAAAUGAAAUUACAAGGAGGGGAGAGCUUUAAUUUUUCUCCCCAGGAAGACUUGCAGUAAUCACAUAUAGCAAAUCAGUGUUUUUCCUAUGUUUGGAGCCAACAGCUGUUUGUUCUGAAAUCACCAAAGGAAGUGUACUUUGCUAAUAGGACUCAGUUUGGUUUUUGAGCUUUUACAUUUUUUUUUUUCUUCAGCGACACAGGUGAAUUUUUGGAACUUUGAUUCUUGUUACAAGAUGAAGUAGCAGCCAGUGGUGCUUCCAUGUCAAAUGUACCUGCUCUAGGAACGGUCACCUAGAGUAUUGAUAUUUAUAGAGCUCUGGAGAAUAGUUAUCGAUAAACAACUGGAGGCAUUAGGAUAGCAGUCUCACUUUGAGUUUAUGUGUCUUCCCACUUCUGCAGCUUUUAAUUAGAUGUGUAAGAAGAACUUUUUGUCAGCUGGGAUAUUUAGUUUUAUACUAGCUUGGAUUUUCUCUGGUGAGGUUUCCACAGAAGGCUGUUUUCUGGGAGUCCCCCUUCCCUCCCCACACCCCUUUUACUUACACUGAAUUCAGUACCCUCUCCCAAAUCCCUAAGUCCAGAGAUAAUAAAACUUGUCUUCCCCAAUUCUAAGUCAGUUUUCACUCUGCCUUUAAUCCCAACACUUUGGAGGCAGAUCUCUGAGUUCAAGGACAGCCAGGGAUACAUAAAGAGUCCCUGUCUCAAAACAAAGUUUGUGCUAACUAGCUCUUGACCCUUGUUUUGUACCUUAGAAUUGGACCAGCGAGUCCAUGUUAUCCUUAUUUAUAGAACAGCAAAAUGGCCGUUGCAUAACAUUGUAUUUAUAUGAGCCAUUUCAAAAUUUCUAUCACCUAUUAAUUAGAGCUAUUAAUCACAUAAGCUAAUGAAUCUAUGUAGGUUUUUAAUUUUAAGUUAAAAGUACCAUUUUUCAAAGUAUAUUUGUCUUUUUAAAGUGUCAUGGAUCAGACUCUGGGCCCCAUGUGUGUUAAGCAAUCAUCAAUGAACUACAUCUCCAGCAUCUAAAGUAUAUUUCUAAAAUAGUUAACUGUAUUGUAAAUGAGUUGGUUUAUACAAAGAACUAAUUGGAUUAAACAUUUUAAAUUCAAAUUACUACUGUGGAGCAAAGUUUUAAAAUAUCCUUUGAUAUUUAAAGGGUCAUAUAUCCAAGCUUAUGCUGAAAUAGAUUAUAAAUGUUAUGGUUUAUAGAUUCAUUAAUAAUCAUAAAGUCCUUAGAGGAAGCCUAAAACUGCAGUGUUAGGAUGUGCAGAUGGACGUCAAUGACUAGUCUGUAGGUACCUGGACGAUGGCUUAAGGACAAGAGUAAAGGGCACGCAAUGUAGAAGGUUUUGGUAGGAGCUGGGAUUAUGGGUACGAUGGGUGCUUGCCUGUCAGGUACAAGGCUCUGGUUUGAGUCCUAGCACUGCAAAUGAAAAUAAACCACUUACCAGAAUGGCUUGUUUAGAAGAGUUUAAUUGUUUAUAGUGGCCAUGAGAGAAAUCUAGUAUAGUAUUUCAGUGUUCUAUUUAAUGUAAUGGUUUUAUCAUAUAAACAAUGAUUUUAGCGGUAACAAAACACAAAAAUGUUUCUUCAAAAUAAAUUAAUGCAACUUGGA
Apodemus sylvaticus (European woodmouse) is the source of this 3675-nucleotide messenger RNA. RefSeq names its product ADP ribosylation factor like GTPase 4A (gene Arl4a). The transcript is spliced from 2 exons. Gene Ontology annotation, molecular function: GTPase activity; GTP binding. The record is from RefSeq and is a predicted model, not a curated record. Bases 215 to 817 code for a protein of 200 amino acids. Lineage: Eukaryota; Metazoa; Chordata; Mammalia; Rodentia; Muridae. Gene Ontology annotation, biological process: vesicle-mediated transport; intracellular protein transport. Gene Ontology annotation, cellular component: cytoplasm.